This is a messenger RNA of Meloidogyne enterolobii, 2919 nucleotides long. The record is from the annotation of a GenBank genome assembly. Lineage: Eukaryota; Metazoa; Nematoda; Chromadorea; Rhabditida; Meloidogynidae.
UUUCUAAAAAUUUUCAGAGAAAUUUUGAAGGUGAAAAUGAUAGAUUCUGACUUUAAUUUCUUAGAUAUUGAAAAUGAACCUGAAUCAAACUUACGAGGAUCAAGAAUGGAUGGAUAUUUAUACAAACAUGAGCAACGACCAAUUGUUGGCCUUACAAAAAAGAAAUAUUGGUUUGUUCUUCCAAAAGAAGCGCCUGUAUUAUAUUGGUACAAAAGUCCUAGUGAUUUUAAUUGUGCUGGAAGAAUAGUUUUGUCUGGUGCUGCAUUCACUUUUAAUCCUCGAGACUCUGGAAUAUUUGAAAUUCAUGUUGAUAAUGAAUGCUACAUUUUGGAAGCACCUGAUAAUAAAUUACGGAUUGAAUGGCUUAGUUCUUUGCAAUAUAAUCGAAAACAGUAUUAUCAACAAAAUUCAAAAGAUAAUUCAACUGAAAUAAAAAUUUCUGAAAAUUCUCAACCAGAACCAAAAUCUGUUUUUUAUCUGAACGAGAAUGGUGGAUUACAUCCUGGUAGUCUUGAAAUUCCUCCUCCAAUUUGUAAUAUUCAAUCUAUAGAAAAUUUAAUAAAUAAAGUUAAUGAUGAAACUAAUCAAUUGGAUUUAACAACAAAAUUAUUUCGUAGAACGAGAAAUUCUUUGAGUCAUUGUAAUAUGUCAAAUUUUGCUUUUCCACAACCUCGAGAAAAUUGUGAUAAAUGUGCAGAAGUUCUUAAAGCUUUUGAUCAAUUACGAAAUAAAUGUUUUGAAUUAACUGAUGAUUUAGUUGUUUAUCAAGACUUGGUUAAUUCGUUGAAAAAGAGUGUCGUUUCUGCGCAUAAUGAAAAAGCUGCCUUGCAACAAUAUUGUGUUGAUGCUUCGUCUGAUAUGGAUAAAUUAGCUUUUGUUUUAGAACGAGAACAAGCUUUCACAAAUAUUCAGUUUACAGCUUCGGAGCUUAGAAGGGAUAUUGAAACUUUAAAAGCAGAUAACAGGAAAUUAGAACUCGAAAAUAAUUCACUAAAUGUGACAGUCGAAGCAUAUCAAGAAUCUGUUCGUACUAAAGAAGAAUUAAUUCUACGAUUAGUUGAUCAAAAUUCUAUGGGUGCUCCUGUAAGAAAUUCAAUUAGAAAUAGAUCUACUGGACAUAUAAAUAUAUCACAAGUUCCUGAGGCAUUACUUGUCGAUUAUGGAACGCCUACUGAUUAUGUUACAAAAAAUGUUUUGGCAGAGACGGCUGUUAGUGAUCUAAAUGAAAUGCAUGAUCUAAUUGAGGGAUAUAAAAAUCAAAAUAAUUUUUUGAAUAACGAAGUUAUUGAACUCCAAAGAAUUAUUCAAUCAUUGGAAGAACGAGAACGUCGUUUGAUAAGACAAAAUUUUAGCCUUGAAGCUUUUUAUUAUCAAAUGAAAAGUCGUUAUGUUAUGCUUUUAAAUCACUUUCGUUCUUCUGAUCAACCUCCAAAAAGAGGUUUUAUUUAUAUUUUUAUGUAUUUUUUUUAUUUUAUAGUUAUUGAACCAUCAGUAAUCCAAAAUUUGGUGGAAGAAGUAUCUCGACCUCUUUCUCCUUUUAGAGCGAAUAAUUCAAAUACUUUGGCUUCUGAGACCUUGAAGUCUCGUGCAGCUCUUUCCACAGCAAUUUCAAAUCCUGAAGGAAUUCCUGUCGCUGCUUUUGAAGAUUUAAAUGCUGGGAUUUUGCAAAAUGCUGAUCCGGAAACUGAUUCUCUUGGAUUUUAUUUGACACCGCAAAAAUCUAGAAAAUCUGAUAAUUCUAAGAAUGCCUGCCAAGAGCCUCCUAAGGAUUCACAAUCUUCUGGAGAUUUUCAAUUAAAUUCUAAGGAUGAUCAACAACCAGAUGCAGAACAAAAUACAUGUAAAGAUGGUGUUGAACAAACUGAUCCUUCCUCUUCCGUUCCUUCAACUUCUUAUUUUGCCUAUUUUAAUGAAUUAAAAGAAAAACCUGCUUUCUUUUCUCAAAACAAAGAUUUAUUAUUACGUUUGGCAGCAGAUUCACAAAAAAGAGCAGAUGACAUUCUUUCACUUGUUGAGCCAGGAAAUAAUCAAGAAUUUGUUAAUUGGUUAGCACGAUGGGAUUCAUUUCUUGUUAACCAUGUUUCACAUCCACUUAACCCUGACCCUAAUUUAAAAGCUUUGGUUCGUUGUGGUGUUCCUCAUGCUUAUAGAAGAAGAGUUUGGAGCGGACUUGUUGAUUUUCAUGUUGGUUCAACACAAGUAGAGGCAGGGAAUGGAUAUUAUGAGUGUCUUUUGCGUAAAUCACAAAAACUUCUUUCAGAGGAUGAUGCUGCUCUUAAACAAAUUGAUUUGGAUUUGGCUCGUACUUUACCCAAUAAUAAAUUAUUUGAAACAGAGCAAAGUCCAAAAGCUGGUGCCUUAAGAAAUAUUCUUUAUGCUUUUCGUUUUCACAAUAAAAGUGUUGAAUAUUGCCAGGGAUUGAAUAGAAUUGGUGCUAUCGGUCUUUUAUAUCUUGAAGAAUCUGAGGCCUUUUGGUUUUUGGUUGCUAGUGUUGAACAUUUACAACCAUUAAAUUAUUAUUCUUCAAAUUUAGUUGGAGCAGUUAUAGACCAAAGAGUUUUACUUGAUUUGGUACAAGAAAAAAUGCCUGCUUUACAUGCACAUUUACAAAAAUUGGAAGUUAAUUUGUCCUUAUUUACCCUAAGUUGGUUUCUAACAGUUUUUGUUGAUGUUCUUUCUCAUACAGUAUUGUUUCGUUUUGCUUUAGCAAUUUUAAGACUUGUAGAGCUUCGCCUUCUUGAAUGUAAUUCAUUUUCCGGUGUUCAUACUUGUUUAAGUAAUUUAUCUUCGAUUGUUACAGAUUAUAAAGCUUUGGCAAAAAUUGCCUUUAAUCAUCUUAAUCCAUUCCCUGCAAGGCUUAUUGAAUCACGUCGUCAAAGUUAUUAUUUUCAGCACAGGUGUGGAAAAUUCAAUAUUUAA